Messenger RNA from Aspergillus aculeatus ATCC 16872, 507 nucleotides. RefSeq lists its product as uncharacterized. Gene Ontology annotation, cellular component: BLOC-1 complex. The transcript has 2 exons. The coding region runs from base 1 to 507 and encodes 168 amino acids. The record is from RefSeq and is a predicted model, not a curated record. NCBI's taxonomy places the organism in Eukaryota, Fungi, Ascomycota, Eurotiomycetes, Eurotiales, Aspergillaceae. Gene Ontology annotation, biological process: endosome organization.
AUGUCCGUAUCAGCAUCGAUUCCCGACACUUCGCUUGGCCUUACCUCCUCCGAGAUCCAGAUCCUAAGACAGCAACAACAAAUUGCACUUCAAGGCAGCCAUGGCGCCAAUGGCAUUUCCAGAGGCAGGGGGACCGGACGCACCAGCAAUUCCAGUUCGCGCGCCGCCAGUGCCGCCAGCAGUCAGGGCCGUUUGCUUCUGGACCCUUUGAGUUUACGAGCGCUUUCGCAGCAGCUGGAUGCCUUACAGCAACAAAUUCGGAGUCGCAUUGACUAUCUCGAGGAACAAAUGCAGCUAUCAAUUCAGAACAGCUACGAUCGUGCUGGAAAUGUUGUACGCAAUGCCGAUGCUGAAAUCGCCCGCACACGUUCCAUUCUAGCCUCCAUAGAUGAGCUGGAAACUGAGCUUGCCAAGAUCGGCCACAUAAGAGAAAUUGUGAAAGCAUACCGUGGCCGCAUAGAAGGUCUUGACCAGCGCCUGGACCAAGCUGCCCGUCGGAGGCAUUGA